Eurytemora carolleeae is the source of this 2418-nucleotide messenger RNA. Its product is annotated as sodium- and chloride-dependent glycine transporter 2. The transcript is spliced from 28 exons. The record is from RefSeq and is a predicted model, not a curated record. Lineage: Eukaryota; Metazoa; Arthropoda; Copepoda; Calanoida; Temoridae. Gene Ontology annotation, biological process: sodium ion transmembrane transport. Gene Ontology annotation, molecular function: L-amino acid transmembrane transporter activity. Bases 94 to 1746 code for a protein of 550 amino acids. Gene Ontology annotation, cellular component: membrane.
GAUGAAAGAAUUGAGAUUGAUAAUAUUGUAUUUGUAGACUAAGAUGAAAUUUAAUCAGAUAUAAGAAGAAAAGCUGAUUUCUUAAACUUCAAAAUGCGAAGAGUUAAGGGUUCUGAUGAAAACAAAAUAAGGAGCUGGGGCUCAAGAGGAGAGUUUCUAGUUUCCUGUAUUGGAUACACUGUAGGUAUUGGGAAUAUUGUUCAAUUCCCCUUCCUUGUAUUCCGGAACGGUGGAGCAGCGUUCCUGGUUCCAUAUUUGUUAUUUUUAGUUGUUGUUGGAAUGCCAAUGUAUUUCAUGGAAGCUGCUAUUGGACAAUUUGCUCAGGGCGGAGUAGUUUCUGCAUUUUAUGCUAUGCUUCCUGCCAGCACCGGGGUAGGAGUAGCAAUGGUUGUAUUGUCUCUCAUAGUUUGUAUUUACUACAACAUUUUGCUCUCCUAUUGCUUGUUCUACUUGUUCCAAUCUUUUCGAAGUAUUUUACCAUGGUCAGUUUGUGACGAAACCUGGGGAGCAGACCAAAGAUGCUUCACGACUUCGGGUAAUCAGACCUAUCAUAAAAUCUUGCUUCUAGAGGGGCAAUGUCUUCUUGAUGAUAUUGAAGGGUGUUCUCAAUCUUCUCUUCAAUCCUCUGCUCAACAGUUUUGGAAUAAAGUUCUUCUUAAACAAGAUAAAAAAGGACUUGAGAAGUUUGGUGAUAUUGGAUCAAUUGACUUAAAUCUUGCCUUCUGUCUUCUUCUUACUUGGAUUUCAGUGACCGUGAUUGUAGUAAAUGGAGUGAAAAUUAGUAGAAAGAUUAGUUAUUCUACUGCCCUGUUUCCCUACAUCCUUCUUUUUAUCCUCCUAGUGCGGGGCUUAACCCUGGAAGGGUCAACUCAGGGACUUCGGAUCCUCUUUAAUCCUAAAUGGUCAAAACUUGAAGAGUUGAGUGUCUGGAGAGAUGCUGCCCUUCAGGUCUUCUAUUCUCUUGGGCUCUCCUGGGGGGGCCUUACUAUGCUUGGUAGUUUCAACAAGUUCAAUGAUAGAAUCCAUAUUGAUACUCAGAUAGUUCCAAUCAUAGACUUUUUCACAAGUAUAGUCGCGAGUAUUGUUGUAUUCUCUCUACUAGGACACAGAGAACAUUCAACAGGUGUAUCUAUUCAGGAGACUGUUACGGGCGAACAAGCACUUGCUUUUAUUUCUAUUCCUGAGGCUCUGGAACAAAUACCAACUCCAAAUCUGUGGUCCAUAAUCUUCUUUCUCAUGCUCUUCAUCCUAGGACUUAAUUGUCAGUAUGUCUUGUUUGAGGUUAUCCUGACCACACUUAAGGACUUAUUUCCAAUGCUUUGGUCACAUCAGGAAAUUUUAACCUGUCUUCUGUCAACUAGCUGUUUCCUCUUGGGACUCCCAUGUAUCAGUGAGAAGGGUCAGCGUGUUCUAGAGAUUAUGGAUUUGUAUGGAACCAAAAUAACAGUGAUAAUUGUCGGUCUGGUGGAGCUUCUCAUGGUUAUGUGGUUGUACGGAGUGCAAAGGUUUUGCCGAGAUAUAAAAUGCAUGGUUGGGGUAUCUCCCGGAUUUUAUUUUCAGAUUUGUUGGAGUUUAUUUUGUCCAUUAGUUCUGGUGAUUCUUAUAAUCUUCUGUCUAAUCCCGUGGAGUCCAACUGCAAUCAUUUAUUCUCUAAAACCAGACUGGGCGUUAAAGAUAGGUUGGAGCCUCUUCGGACUGUCUUUAAUACAGAUUCCUGGCUGGUUCAUUGCCAUUUUUUUCUAUUAGACGAAAUUGUACACCUGUAAAAUGUGGGUUUCAGUCUACCCUCAAACUUAAAAAUACAGGAGUGAAAAUGUCUCUGAAAUAGAAUAGCUGGUCAAAACAACACCAGCUUCUACAACAUCAUGAACAAGAUGGAGCCCUCGACCACAGAGAAUACGUUCAUGAUCAAUAAUGAAUUCGAAGGAGAACGGCACGGUUCAUAUGUGACCUAUCCAUCAUGUGAUUCUCCAGCAUGUCCUGAUUCACCAGGCUCAUUCAAUGAAGAUCUUUUAGAGUCGCAGGGACCACCUCCUUACUCAUCAUCACCAGUGUUCCCUCGCUUCCAGAGUGCUGACUUUGCUUCCAUUAACAGACAAUCCCUCACCCGAACCAGCUCUGCUUCAAUUCCGGUUUACUGUCCUCAACCCCCGCCUUAUUUUCUAAAGGUUACAUCUCCUCACGAUGACGAUGACGAUGAGAAUGAUGAGAAUGAUGAGAAUGAUGAUACCGGAGGCAAGAUGGUGCCAAGACUAGACACAGGCUCCAAUACAGAGGCCGAGCUCCUGCGGGAGGAGUUGAAGGAAGCUUUAAGAAGUCGUAAACACACGAAAUAAAGUUUUUAAUGAUUUUAAAUAAUUAACUUUUAUAUUCAUAUUUUGUGUCUUUUAUCAUAUCCAAUAAACUUCAAAACGGUUG